Messenger RNA from Didymodactylos carnosus, 1059 nucleotides. Lineage: Eukaryota; Metazoa; Rotifera; Eurotatoria; Philodinida; Philodinidae. The record is from the annotation of a GenBank genome assembly.
AUGCAUGACGAGGAGGAAGUGCUGUUUACGAUGGGAACGAUUUUUAAAAUUGUCUCCGUAAAACCGUUCAACGAUGAGAUCUGGUAUGUAACACUGCAACUGGUCAGCGAACAGGAUGAACCGCUAAAAGUGCUCAUCGAUCAUUAUAAAAAGCAGAUCGGAGAAACUUCAUCUCUGAUGGUUCUGGGUGAGUUCCUUCACCUGAAAUUAUCGCAGUUCGAUAAGGCACGACAUUAUUAUGAGCUGUUAAUCAAAGAGCUUCCCGCUGAUCAUGUGAACGCUGGAAUGGCCUAUCAGAACAUCGGUACGAUUUACAACGACGAAGGAAACUAUGAAGAAGCCUUGAAAUAUUAUGAAAAAGCAGUGCAAAUUUACACUAAAACACUCCUUGACAUUCACUUAAACUUUGCCGAGAUCCACAGUUGCAUUGCAACACUAUUAGGAGACAAAGGCAAGCACAAGGCAGCUAUUAAAAAGUAUAAAGAGGCUCUCUCUAUUCAACAGGCACUCUUACCGGCAGAUGAUUUAGCCUUAGCCACGACAUUUAACAAUAUGGCUAACGUGUACUUUACCGCAGAGAACAUCGGUCAGGCGAUCAAAUACUUCAAGAAAGCUGUCGACAUAGAGAAGGUGAAAUUGCCCGAAAAUCAUCCGGAUAGAGCCGUAACUCUGAACAAUCUCGGUGUUGUCUACUUAGAACACAGUGAUCUAGUCAUAGCUCGUGAAUAUUUUGAAGAGGCACUACGCAUUCGUCUACUCUCCCUUCCGCCUACCCAUCCAGACUUAGCCGAUUCCUACGCUGCUCUGGGCAAUCUUCUUAGUGACUUUGAUGAAAAACAUCAGGCACUGAAGCAUCUGGAGAAAGCGCUGGAAAUUCAACUGCAACUGUUCGAGAACGAUACUGCGAUAAAGAACUUGGAAACAGCUGAGAGGCGUGCAACUGAAUUAGGAUUAACGGAUGAGCAAGUUGGGGUCGUCGUAGACAAAGUUUAUGGUAAUCAAGCAGAAGGUUUAAUGACUGAAAUUAAUGUAUUUUUAAUGAAUCGGUUAAUUGAAUGA